This is a messenger RNA of Bactrocera dorsalis (oriental fruit fly), 13063 nucleotides long. It is a transcript of the gene shep, whose product is annotated as protein alan shepard. The record is from RefSeq and is a predicted model, not a curated record. NCBI's taxonomy places the organism in Eukaryota, Metazoa, Arthropoda, Insecta, Diptera, Tephritidae. Gene Ontology annotation, cellular component: cytosol; ribonucleoprotein complex; nucleus. Gene Ontology annotation, molecular function: poly(A) binding; poly(U) RNA binding; mRNA 3'-UTR binding. The transcript has 13 exons. The coding region runs from base 3265 to 4923 and encodes 552 amino acids.
GUCUCUCCCACAGUUCGAUGCUUUUUUAAUUAAUUGCAAAAUACAAAGCAGAAGCAAAAACAAAUUUUUGCGAAAUCAACCGCAUUUAUUUCAGACAUUUUGUGCAAAUUGUUGUGUUUUUGGUACGAAAGUGCAUAAUUUAUUGUGUAAGCAACGAGUAAAUUCUUUUUGUGGUUGGAAAAUCAGUCGCGAAAACACGCAAAUGUUGAAAAUUCACAAAAAUCAAACCGAAAUUGUAUAACAAAGCAGAAGUUGUAGAAAGCAAAAUUUGCGUUCGCAAGUAUUUUUGUAAUGAAAAUUUUCACCAACAUUGCGUGAAGGCUGCAAUAGUUUGAAAGGUCGAGAAAAAAACAAAAAAAAAAAUAUUAAAAGAAACAAUAACAAUUAUAUGUGCUCAAAAUACCGUAAUUACAUAGUAUUUUUAACAUGCAGGUAAUGUUUUAAAACUACGAAAUCUACAAUAAAUAAAUACAGCAAUGCAGUAGCAUAAGCGCUAAUAGUGUACUAAGAAUUAAUGGGCGUAAAAACCGGAACCGCAGACUGUUUCGUGUGCCUUUCGUAAGUGGAUUGAGUGAAAUUUUCCAAUAAAACACAAAAAAAUAAAAAUAAAAUAAACAAAGUUGCAUACAACUAAAAGUGAAACUAAGAAAGUAAAGCAAAAAACAUAAAUAGUACGAGAAAAUAUUAUAAAAAAACAGUUAUAAUACUUGAAAAACAUAUAUAAUGUAUAAAAAAGUAUAUAAUAUUUAAAAACCAUACAUAAUACAAUACAAAAAAGUCUAUAUACUAACUGUAAACGUGUAUUAACUCAGCUGCAAUUUAUUUACCAAGCGCACUUCACAUCUUUUUGUAGUCUACGCCGACGAUUUUUUGUGUAAUUGGCUAUAUUUAGCAUAUCGAUGUGCCGCAAGUGCAUUAAGGCUUCCUUGUAGUUAACAAAUAUAAUACAUACAUACCUACAUACAUACAUAUGUAGCAUAACGAUAUAUUUCGAAAGCAAUAAACGCUAAUCCGUGUACGGGUAAAAAACUCUUAUUAACAAAAUUGAAUUUCUUAAUGAAAAAAAAAUUAAUUUCAAAACAAUUUUCAAACAAAACUGAAUUUGUUGACGAAAUAAAAAAUUUCACUGCAAUUUUCAAAUAAAACUGAAUUUGUUGACGAAAAAAAUUUAUUUCAAUAUAAUAAAAUUUUCAAACAAAACGGAAUUUGUUGACGAAAUAAAAAAUUAAUUUCACUAAAAAGUGUUUCGGCAAAAUCUAAAGUAGUUGCGUCACUUCCGCUCACUUCAACUGCAACGUUGUCUAUUCGAACAAUCAAACUGUCGCUUCCAACUGUUCUAAAUACAAACAAAAAAUAAAAUAAAAAACAAAAACAAAUAAAAACUUAUGCAUAUUGUGUAAAAUAUACAUAUAUACUUAUAUCAUAUUGCUAACUGCAUAAUCAACGCCAAUAUACAUACAUACGUACACUCAAAUAUAUUUGAUAAGUAUUUAAUGUAGCAAGUGUGUUGGAAUUCGGAAUUUACAGCAAACAUCGCUUCAGUGCAAAGCGUUAUCAACAACAAAAAAAUAUAUACAUAUAAACAAACAAACAAAAAACACCUGUAAAUUGCUCAGCAGUGUCUUCCAUAGACCACAUACACACUCUUGCUUUAUUUACGCAGCCACUUUUCUGCAGAGGAAAAUAUUAAUACAACAGCUGUGUCAUACAAAAAACAACAACAUAAAAAUAUAAACAUUAAUUUAUUGAGGAAAAAUUCUAAUAAAAUACCUGUGUCUAUUUGCAAUUCGCUCGCAGCCGCGAAGUGUCAGCAAAGUAAAGUGCCAAGUGAAGAUUGUGGAAAAAAACAAAAGUGCUAAAAAGUGUAAGACGUAAAGAAGGUGAACGAAUAUUGAUAAGAGAAUUGUAGUGUAUAGAGUGUGCCAGAAAGCAACAAGCUAAAGGUGACAGCAAAACAAAACAGGCAAAUAAAAACAAAACGAAAAACGACAAAGACACAGUCAAAACAACAAAAAAGCAAAAAUAUAUAUGCGCUGAGAAGCUGAGGUGCAUGACAAAAUUUGCAAAAAUUAAUACACAAAACUUGUGAAUGAUUUUGUGGGCGUGCGUUGUGUGAAUAACAUUAAUAACAACAACAAAAAGCAAUAACAUUAUAACAUAUUGAUAAAAAAAUUUUAUAUGCGGAAGUAUAGAAGAGAUAUAGACAAAAAUGUGGAAUGAGUAAAUAAAAAGAAAAAACGGUGCAAAAGUGUGCUGGAAUAAAAAUUUAAAACGAAUAAAAGAUAAAAAAUAAAACUUUAAAAGAGUUUGAGAGUUUUCUCCAAAACAGUUGAUUAAACAUAGUAAAAAGUAAAAAAAAAAUUCAGUAAAUUUUUUUCAAAAAAUCAUUUAAACAAAGCGAAUAUAAAAUUAAAAAUAAAAAUUUGAGUGAGCCUUCUCCAAAACAAAUGAUUAAACACAAUAAAAAGUAAAAAAAAUAAAAGAAAUUUCUUAAAAAAAAUUAAUUACACCGAAAAAAAUUAUAAAAAAAAAUUAAGUGAGCUUUCUCCAAAACAGUUUAAUAAACAAAAACUAAAAAAAUAUAUAAGUGAUAUUUUUACGAAAAACUAAUAAAUGUAAACACAAACCAUUUCGGUGUCUAAAUCAGUGACUAAUAAAAAUUUAAAAAAUUGUGUUAAUAAAAUUUAUAACUAACGCAAAUAAAUGGCAAGUGAAUUGAAUUUUCUAAAGCAAAAUAACUGUGUUGAAAUAUCAUUUUGUAUCAAAAAUAUACAAACUAAAAUAAUGCAACAGUGAAGUGCUUAUAAGGCAACAAAAGAAAACUGCGGUUAUCCACCAAUAUUUCCAUAAAAAUAUUCCUACAGAAGUAAUUCCAAUAAAAAAAACUAUAUCGAAACAGCGUGAAUUUUUAGAAAAUUAUUUGCUAAAGAAAAAAGCGACAUCCAAUAAUUAUAAUAAAAUAAUAAAACAGCAACUACAGUGCAUAAACCAAAAAAAGCAAACGAAAGUGAGUGCAUAAAGAGUUAAAGCCAACAACAUAAAAUAAUAAUACGAAGUUUUUAAUUGUAUUAUGUGCAGUGGAAAAUAUUUUUAACUAAAAAAAAUUUUGGCGAAACAAAUCACGACUUUUGACUUCGUACAGCCUCCAAUAAUUUUAGUUUUAAUAUCCAAGUGAAAUUUCAUCGAGUGUGAGUGCCACGCCUUUCUAAUUUUGAACUAAAAAGUUUAGCAAACUCAGCAAAAAAAAAAACUCCAGUGAACGAAAUGCAUCAACCACGCUAUAGUCCAGCACCUCCUCCACAACAACUGGGAAUGCGGCCACCGACGCAGUUGCCGCCACCGCGUCCUCAAACUUUUGCAAACGGAAGCUCUUCCACAGUACCGCCACCGCGUACAGCCUUCCCUGGUGCACCACCACCAACUUCAGCAGUCGCAUUAAAAGGGGCCCCCAGGCCAGCUAUGACUAGUCCAGCAGCAGCAGGCGGCUUAGCAGGUGCUCCGUAUCGCGGUGCCAGUUGGACACCACAGGGUUACGCUCCAGCUGCCGCUGCAGCGGCUGCUGCCGUCGCUCAGCAAGCCUAUAGAUAUACAGCUCCAUUGCCGCAACCAGCUUACGCGGCCUAUACACCACAUACAGCAACAACACCAGCAACAACUACGUACGGUCAGCGUGUACCAACUGCAGCAUCGCCAAGUAAUACGAACUCGAGCAGCUCAUCAAACACCGGCUCACAGAGCGGAACUUUAAGUACUAGUCUGAGUAAUACCAAUACAAAUACAACAAUGGGUCCUAGUAACGGUACACAGCAACAAGGUGAACAAUUGUCAAAAACAAAUUUGUAUAUUAGAGGAUUGCAACAAGGCACAACCGAUAAGGAUUUAGUAUCUAUGUGUGCACAAUAUGGAACGAUUAUUUCAACCAAGGCUAUUUUAGAUAAAACAACAAACAAAUGUAAAGGUUAUGGCUUUGUCGACUUCGAGUUGCCAGCAUAUGCCGAGGGUGCCGUCAAGGGUCUACAAGCUAAGGGCGUUCAAGCUCAGAUGGCCAAAGUGGGUAUCUGGGUGCUUCAUAGGCCGGCCAUUCAACAAGAACAGGAUCCCACAAAUUUGUACAUUGCAAAUUUGCCACCACACUUCAAAGAGACGGACUUGGAGAAUAUGCUCUCGAAAUAUGGGCAAGUUGUGUCGACUCGCAUAUUGCGCGAUCAGCAGAUGAACUCAAAAGGUGUUGGCUUUGCACGCAUGGAGAGUCGUGAGAAGUGUGAGCAAAUCAUACAGAUAUUCAAUGGUAAUACAAUACAGGGUGCCAAAGAUCCACUUUUGGUUAAAUUCGCCGAUGGUGGUCCAAAAAAGAAGAAUCUCUAUAAGAAUCCUGAUCCAAAUGCGCGAACGUGGCGUGAUCCCACCGAAGGGAUGCCGGUCACCUAUGAUCCGACUAUGCAACAGAAUGGUGUUAGUGUUAAUGUUGGCACACCAAUUGGCGUGCCGUAUUCACGUUUUAGUGCACCACCGGUUAGCAGUUAUCCAAUGACGACUGGUUCGCAAUGGAUACCCGGUUAUAUGAUGACACAGCAAAUACCACAAGUUGAGGAUCAAUACAUACAAAUGGCUGCUGCCCCACAAUUGGGCGUCGCAUCCUACAAACCAGACGCUGUAAAUCAGGUGCAACCACGCGGCAUCUCGAUGAUGGUCAGUGGUGAUCCGUCUGUGCCAUAUGGACCAAUGGUGCCACAAUUAGCCACAUUGCAAAUUGGCAAUUCCAAUUUCUCUCCAUCAUUACAGUAUAUUAGUCCAACUUAUCCAUAUUAUGCACAACCAACAAUUAUUCCAACAAUGCCAAUGACAGAUUCCGAACAGGCUAGCACAGCUGCAUCACCCGAUGAGGCAUAUACACAGUAUCCACAUCCAGCCGCUCCCAAAUAGGUCAUCGCGAGAUGUAAUAUUAUGAUGCCGCGAUUGACACUCUAAUGGGAGUUGGAAGUGGAAUCGGAUAAACGCGAACAACAACAACAACAUAAUAAUAUGCAACAGUAGUAUAGACGAUAAUAAUAACAACAACAAUAACAAAAUGAAGCCACAAGUGGAAGGACAAAACGAAGGAAUACAAAACAAUACAAAUAUUGCAACAACUUAAACAACAACCACAACAACUGUAACUGCAACAAGGAAAUCGGCGACAACCAACAACAAUAAAAACAAAUAGAAUAUAAACCAAAUAAUAAAAUAAAAUUGCAAAUAUUUAAUGAACUAUGGGUUGCCACUACGAAAACAAGUGAAAGCAAAUGAUUUACAAAUAUUUAAAGCAGUUUUCUGCAACAACAAAACAAAUGUAAGAGAAGGCAACCAAAACAACUUGAAAAUGUAACAAAUGAAGUAAACAAAGGAUAGAAAUAAUAUUUUAUAUUUGUUUGCGAGAAUAAUGAAUGCAAGUAUGGCGACAUUUUAAAGCAAAGUUGAAUAAUUAAAAUGAAGAGAAAUGUAAAGACUAAGUUAAACAUACACAUACAUACAUACUUACUUAUAGAAAUUGGAAAAAAACGCGAAACAAAACGCUGCAAACAAGAAGCGAAGCAAAGCAAAGGGAAAAAAUUGCUAAAAGCGUUACAUAUAUACACAUGUACAUUUGUAAUUUGUAAUAAGAAACGCUAACAGAAAUGAAAGUGAAAAAAAGCUAAGCGACAUUUGUAAUGAGCAAGCUUAUAACUAGUAACAGCAACAAAGGCUUGAAGCAGCGGGUGCAUAAUAAUAAUAAUUAAUAGCGUAAUAAAGUAAUAAACUAUACACAAAAUGGCGGCACACGAACCAGCAGUGGCUAGCGGACGAGACGAGAAUCUUAUGAGCAGGCAAUAUGAUUGUAUUUUUGAAUAUUUAAAUAAACGAAGAAGAAGCGUUAGUCAAACACACUGUGCUGGCCGGUGGAAAUUAACUAAAAUAAAAUAAUAACAAAUGAAAUUGAAGCAUAAAAAAAUAAGAUAAAAGAAAAAAUGGAAAAGUAAAAGAAAUAUGAUUGAGAACCCGCUAAAAACAUGCAAGGAAUUUUGAAUGUAUUUAUGUAAUAGAGUACAUUAAAGUAUUUACAUUUUGAAUGAGCUAAUGAAACGACGAUGAAAUGAGCGCAUAAGUAGUUGACGAAGCAUAUGUAAAAGUAGAAAAAGUUGAUAAGCUAACGGUGUAGUGGGGGUUUGGUGAAACCAAUUUAUUUAUUUAAUACUUAAAGUAGAAAACAAGAAUGACCGUAUGAGAGAAGUAACAAAGAAGAUGUUGAAAUGAAAGCGAAGGAAGCAUACGUUAAGAUGUUGUUGUAAAAGAAGAGGAAGUAGCUGAGAAAGCAGCGAAGCAAAGUUUACUGGAAAUUUUACACAAGAUUGUUGAAUUUCUUUGAGUUUUUCAUUUUAUAAAUGACAUUUAACCGUUAUAUUUUUAUUUGUUACUUUUUGAAGAAGAAAAUUUAAACACAUAUACAUAAUAGUUUGUAGUGAAACUGCGAAAUGCAGCAGCAAAGCGACGAGUAUUUACAUAAAUAAGUGGCAAUGAGGACACAAAAAGUACCAAGUUGUCGGACAAGCAAGCGAAAAGAAUGCAAGCCACACUAAUACAUACAUACUAAUACAUAAAAAACAAAGAUACAUUGUACUUUCCGUCUCCAACUGCAUAAAUACACAUACACACACACACACGUGAACACAUUUAAUGUGUAUGAAAAUUUGUUAAAUACAUUUGUAUGAAAUGAUUUCUUUUGCAAGACAAAAACAUUAAUACAAAAACAAAUAUAAAAACAUAAGAAACUUUAUAUAAAUGAAUAAGUUGAAAAGGUGAUGAGACCAGCGGUUGAUGAUAAAGAAUUGUUGAAGCAAAGGCAAACAGCAUAUUGGCAAACACAAUUGUUUGUAUGUAACAUUUGCAGGCGUUACGUUACGUACAUUAUGUUACAUUACGUACAUCAUGUUACGUUAACGCACGUCACGUUACGUUACGUAAAUGUAUACAGAAAGCGAAUGCAGAGAACGCGUUAGCGCAAGCGCGGUCAGGUAUACCGGCAUUGGCUGUUUUGAGCGUUCAUUUUUUUAGGGAAGCAAAACAAAAAUGGCGUAAACUAACGUUAAUAUUAAUUUAAGUCAAGUCAAGGGCGGGGAAAUAAGGACUAAAUUGCAUUUAAGAAAACAAAAAUGUGAAAUUAAAAAUUAAAAAAAAAAAAAUUAUCUUUUAAUUUGAAAAUGAGAGUUUAUUAUAAUAUGAACAAGCAGUUAGAGGGUAUGUGCAUAGAAAAUGUGAGCGAACGCGAGAGCGAGCGAAGCGAUAGCGCAAUUUAGAAAGAGUCCAAAAAAACACGAAAAUGAACCGUUAGUAUUGGCGUACUAAGCUCGAAAAUGUUGUAAAAGCAAAGCGCAUACAGCAUGCUAACGGCAGGUGGCGCAUGCGCGUUGAAUGUAUGUGUUGCUUAAGGACUCAAUUUUGUAGCGAAUAAAGCAGUUUUUGCUAAGAAAGAAAAACACAUAAAACAAAAAACAAUAAAGAUGUUUAAAAAAAGUGGAAAAAUGAAAUUGUAGAAUUUUUUACAUACAAUGCAGAAAAGCAAAAAUAAGUAGUGCAUAGCCAAAAAUGAAAAAAAAUAAAUAAAUAAAAAAAAUUAAAUAAAAGAAAUAACAAAGUAACACAGUAGAAAACUAGUGCUGGAUGAAAAAACAUGGCAGAUAAAUGAAAGCAAAUUGGCUUAAAUGCGGUGUUAACUGAAAAUGUAGUUUUAGUAGUUAAAAAAGGGGAAUAAGUGCAUAGACUAGAUUUAUGUGUGUAAGAUAAUUGCUGUAGCAUUAGUCCGUAAUAAAUUGCAUAUACAUGCAUAUAUGUAUGUAUAUAUAGUAUAUAUAUACAAUAUAUGUAAGAAUGAGAGAGAAAUAAAUUGUUUCUAUUUUUAGCACUCUUCAGUUACUUUGCUCUAGCUUUAAGCAUACUCUCUUUGUUAAGCAUUAGCGUUUUUCCUCCGCUCCCCUUUUAUUCUUAAGUAUUAUUAAGACUUUACCGUUUUUAGUGAGUAACUGAAAAAAUUUAAACUGAAUUAAUGACGCAUUCAAAACAAAAUAAAAACUAAAAAUUAAAAUAAAAAAUUUAAUAAACAAAAUAAUAGUAGCAGAAAACGUAUUAUGUGUAAGCAGUAAAAACAAGCAUAACAAUAAUAAAAAAAUGUAAUUUGAGGCGAAAUUUGUGGGCAAACACGAGUUUACUGUAAUUUUGCGCGCCAAAGGUAAAGCUACACUUUUCUAAUGGGAUUUUGAAAUGCAAAAACGCAAACAAUUCAAAUAAAAGUAAAUUAAUUUAAAAAAAGAUCAUUUUUUUAAUAAAAAAUAUGAAAUUAAAUAAAAAAUUUGAUUUUAAAAAAUAUUAUUGAACUUCUUUAAAGUCUAUUCUUAAAGUUUUUUAUAAUCUUAGUUGAAAAAUCCAGCAUUGUACCAAAUAUUUUGAAAUAAUUAAUGAAAUUGAACUGUAAAAUAAUAGUAAUGAAACACCAUAAUUUUUUAGCAUUUUCAAAUUAAAAUUUAAAUGCGUUUUCAAGCAAGGCAAACUCCAUUAGAAAACUUUAGUAAUACUUUUGAGCAUUUUAUGCCAUUUUGUGGUUUUUUUAUUUGUAAACUACUGAAAUUCAUGAAAAUGUAUAAACGAAACAAAAGAAAACAAAAAAUUAGAUUGCAAUUUAAAACAGUUUUUCGAAAUAUUUUUUGACUUUUGUUUGCGUGUAUUUGUUUUAAAAGAAUUAACUUUUUCGAAAAAUAAUUAUCUUUGAAUAUAAUAAUAGAAAUUAUUAUUAUAGAUUAUUUUUUUUUAAUUUUGUUUCGAAAAAUAGUUGUUUUUGAAUGUAAUAAUUUGGAAAAAUUAUUUAUAAAAAAUGUUUAAUUUUUCAAAAAAUAAAUUAUAUGUAUAUGUAUAAAAUUUUUUUAAUUUUUCAAAAAAAUAAAUUUUUACUAAAAAAAUAUUUUAAAUUUUGUUUUGAAAUAAUUAUUUUUUUGAAAAAUUAAAAAUUGUGUUUAAAUAUAUUUUCUUUUAAAACACAAUUUUCAAUUGUUUUCUUGAAAAUUUAAUUUUUAUAAUUCAAAUUUUUUUAAAUAAUUUUUCUGAAAAAUAUUAAAAAAAAAUUAAAUGAAAAAUAUUUUAAAAAAAAUUUAACAAUUUUUCUGAAAAAUCGUUUUUUGAAAAAAGAUAUUUUUUCAAUCAUUUUUCGGAAAACUAUUGUUUUUUAAUAUUUUUUUUGUCGUGUAGUUGCAAUUUUAAUAGCGAAAAACCACUCGUGCAAUUGACGCCAAAUAUUCAUGUGGAACUAAUUAUUUUGGAUAUGAAUAUUGAAAUUAUUUUUAUUAAAAUAUUGUUUAGAAUUUUUCUUUUACGUCUUCUUCUUCUCAUUCAAAUUAAUAAAACUUUUCGUCUCUUUUGAUUUAUUAUAAAACAUUUAAUUUAAGGAAAAAUAAAAUAAAUAAAUGUGCGAAAAUAAUAACAAAAAAUAAAAAUUGUCAUUUUUGUAUCAAAAUGUUUUUUUUUUUUGAAAAAUAACUUUUAUUUGCAAGUAAUUAUUUGAAAAAACAAACUUUUUUGUGUUAUUUAUAUUUUUAUUAUUAUUUUGUAUAAAAUAUACAUACGUACAUAUUUUGCUUAUUUUAUUAAUUAUUAUUUUUAAUUAAUUUUGUUGUUUUUGUAAAACUUUUAAGCUUAGCAUUUUUUAUUUAUUUAUAUCCACUUCAAGAGUUGACUACAAAAGUUCUCAAAUAGUCACUCAAAUGCAGUGUAAUGUGCUAGACGCAGUUUUGUAAAAUAAAAAAAAUUGGCUUAUAGUUUAAAAAAAUGUAUUUUAUUAAUUAUAAUUUUUAAUAACCAUAUCCAAAAUAAAAAAAAAAAAUACUGUUUCUAAAACAGUUCGGCAAAAGCGUUAUCUGCUAAAUAUUUAAUUGAAACCACUGAAGAAGUCAAAGGCAUUGAGCUUUUACUACUGUUAACAAGAUAUACUUUUCAUUAUUUUAAUGCUUUUAAAUAAUUUAAUUUUAUUUUUAUUUAUUUUUUAAUAUUUUUUUUUUAUUUUUAAUCUUUUUUUUUAUUUUUAAUCUUUUUUUUUAAUUUUUUUAUUAUACUAAUUAUUUUUAUAGCUAUUUACACCUUAGCUGUUUUUUGUUUUUUUUUGGUUUUCGAGUGGGUGAAAUAGUGUUUAGUAUACACAAAAGACUAGUUUGGCAUAAGAAAAAAAAAAAAACAAAUUUAUAUGAAACAAACACAAAAAGUAAUUCAUGAAAAACUAAUUGUAUUAAAAAAUUGUAGUUUUUUAAAAGCAAAAAAGCAGUGGGAAAUUAGUAAUAAAUUUAAAAUGAAUGAGAAUAUUGUAUUUGAACAAGAAACAUAAAAAACAGUAGUGAACCAGUAAAUUUAGUAAUAAAAAAUGCUAAUAAGCGUGCGUUAAAAUUUAAGUAAAUCAAUAAAUGAUAACAAAAAUAAACCAGAAGAAAGUAGUUUUAUAUGAAAGUUGAAACAAAGAAACUAAAUAAACAAAAGUAACAACUGACUUGUAUUAGUAAGAAAGAAACUGAAGAACCAACAACAACAACACAAAACCGACACACAUUAAUUAUUUAAGUGAUUAUAGCGAAUCUAAUACGUUAACUGAAAAUAAUAAGUUAUUGAACUUAAAAGAAAACUUUGGAAAACUGCUUACAACCACAAUAUUACAUACAAAAAGAAAAGCAAAAAUUAAUUAUUAUAUUUUUUAUUUUACGUUUUGUGUUUUGUGGCAUUCGAAUGCUUUGCUUUAAAGUUAAUAAAGAGAAAUAAUAAAUUUUAAUAUGAAAGUACAUGCUGCUGUGUUGCUAGAGAUUUGUUUGUAUUUGUGAUUAAAAUUUCAAUGGAACUAAAAUAAAAUUAAGUUUGAAAAACCAAGCGCUGCAAGUAAAUAAAAUCAAAUAAUUUCAAAAACCAACGGACAUAUUUACAUGGUUAAAGUGUUAAAGCAAAACCUGCCUGGAUAUGACCAACUGACACCCGGAUUUAUUACAAAUUUCCCCCAAAGAACGCUGCACAUGCGCUUGAUUUCCUUUCAUCAUUUUCAACACUGAUUUCUUCCAACUGAGCGCAAUUUUUUUUUUUUAUAACAAAUUUCUUACCGAGUUUCUAAAAGGGCUUUAACAACUUUCCACGACAAAGCACUUCUAAUAUAUGUAUAAAAGAGGGAAUGGAAAUUUUAAAAAGGUUAUGUAAACAUUUGAUAAUUAAAACUGGCAAGCAAAAUCUAUAAAAAAUUGUAUAGUUUCUAACUAGCAUGCAUAAAGAAAUCACAACAUUCCAAAAUGCAUUACUUGUAACCCUUUUGUUUGGCAGAAAAAAAAAAUAUUUCAAAUCUAUAUUUAGAUUACAAAACAAUAACCAAAAUUUAUGAUCCUCUAACUGCACUAUCCGUGCAACAAAUGUCUUCCUUUUAUAUAUAUUGAAUUCAAAAUAACCAUUAUAGCAAAGAAUUCAUAUACAAUAAAGAAUGAUAUUUUUAAUAUAUAUACAUAUUAUCUAAUUAUAUACAUACGUACAUAUGUACAUAAAUUUAUGUAUUUUUAGGCACAUAUACAUAAAGACUUUAAGGAUCAUAAAUAGCCAAUAUUCAAACUUUUAGCCAAAAAAAACGUUAUUUGUUUGCUACAAUUUCUGACUGAUAAAUUUUAAAGCUCAAAUGCCUAUUUAUUCUAUAUGUUUACAUAAUAUAAGUUCCAAAAUCCAAAAUCCCUUACAUAUAGUAGUUUUGGCAAAUUUUAUGAUUUUUUCCAGGCUACGGCAAGCGCUUACAAAACCGCUGAAUAAUGAUGCUUAGAAAGUGUAGCAAGAAAAAUUAUUAAGUUUCUUUCACCGUUAGCAUGCCACCAGACACUGUUUAUCAAGUAAAUGCCAUAAAAUUGCCGAUUAAUUGCAUAUAAACUCACCGAAAGGUGUAUGGAACACUCAUUACGAAAGCACGCUGUAGAAAUUAUAUGAAAGUUUGGUCUGCGACUGAAAGCACCAUUGGCUUUAUGAAAGUUUCAGUGUAAAAUUCGGUAGUUGAAAAAUUCGUAAAAGUUUGCCUUGCGAAUGAAAGCAUCGAAAGCUUUAUGAAAGCUCGGUAUAAGCGGUAAAAUGAUUUCAAGACGUUUGAACUUCACAUAGAGACCUUAGUGCUUCAACUCGCCAAUCAUGCUUGAAUAUUAGCAUUCUACCAGGUUUAUACAAGUUUCUUUGCGAAUGAAAGCAACGUUGGCAUUAUGAAAAUUUCAAUAUAGAAUUUGAAAAACUCGUGAAAGUUUGCCUUGCGAAUGAAAGCAGUGAAAGCUUCUGUAUGAAAGCUCGGAAGUUCGAAAAUUUGUGAAAGUUUGGUUUACGAAUGGAAGAACGCAAGGCUUUAUACUAUAUGUAUUUUAGCUCCAGCAUGAAAGCACGCAAAUUAAAAAAAAAAUACACAUAAAAACGUGAUUUGGGAUUGAAAGCAACGUAAGCUUUAUUAAAGCUACAAUAUAAGAGCUGCCGUUAGUUAAAAGUUAUUUCAAAAUGAAAAUACAACAGAGUAAAAAUUCCCUUCAAAAAAAGCUUACAGCGAAAACCGAUUGAAACCCACCCGUUAACAAGUCGACUGAAAUGAAAAUCACAAAUACAAAUCUAAAUCUCAAAAGAGUUCCAUUGAUGUGCAAUUUCGUUUGUAACCUGAUUUUAUACAUUUUUAUUGUAUUUGUAAUUUUAAUGUUUGCAAGGCAAGUUUCAGGCCACACUUUGUAGUUCAAACGUGCUUGACACUUCGAUUUCUUAACUUUUUGUUAUUGUUUUUUAAAACACUAGUGUUGUUCUUGUAGAAAAAGAUGAACGUGUUUAAAGCUAGUAAUUUAAGUAAAAUUAAAAUUAAUUUAUUUGUAACAGUUUUUCUGCAGGCUAACACACACAUUUGUUAAGAAAAUUUGUGCGAAGACGAGAACCACAAGUAAACAUAAAAACAAAAAAAGAAGCAAAUAAAUUGCAAAUAAAUUGCAAAUGCAAACAAAAGUAUUUUUUGACGAACACAAGUUGAAAACGAAGAGAAAAAACAAAA